ACUCCAUCUCAAUCUGUUCCCAGACUUGUCGUGCAGUUCAGGUGUCUUCAUGGUGUGUGACAUCCACACUCUUGAUGCAGUAGCAGCAACAUUGUCCGCCUCGACUCGUCCGCCAUCUCCACCUUCAGCAGCUUGCACAGCGCAGUUGAAGCAGCGGCAGUAGUGAUGGCAGCCCUCGCAGCUACUUCCGCGGCCUCCGUUGCCCUGAUUGCACCCCAGGCCUCAUCCGGUGCCGCUGUCAGCACCAGGGGUGUCUCCCUUCGCGUCUCUAGCCUCCAGGGUCAGAGACUCGUAGCAGUGUGCAAUAGUCACCGUGUGGUGGCUAAAGCCGCAGCCGCCCCGGAUGCCGCCGCAGAGGCGCCCAAGGGUUUUACCCCGCCAACAUUGAACGCCGACACCCCCGCUCCCAUCUUCGGUGGUAGCACGGGUGGUCUUCUUCGCAAGGCGCAGGUUGAGGAGUUCUAUGUCAUCACCUGGGAAUCACCCAAGGAGCAAAUUUUCGAAAUGCCCACCGGUGGAGCUGCCAUCAUGAGGUCGGGACCUAACCUAUUGAAGCUCGCAAGGAAGGAGCAGUGCCUUGCCUUGGGCGCCAGAUUGAGGACCAAGUUCAAAAUCCAAUAUCAGUUCUACCGUGUCUUCCCCAACGGUGAGGUGCAAUACCUUCACCCUAAAGAUGGUGUGUACCCUGAGAAGGUUAACGCCGGCAGGUCUCCAGUAGGAGUUAACAACAGGAGCAUUGGAAAGAAUGCAAACCCUGCGGAGCUCAAGUUUGCCCAAAAGCAAGCUUAUGAUUUGUAGACAUCACUUUUUCUUGUAGAGUAGAAGGAUCACUUGGUUGUAACUUUCUAAUUUUUCUACAAUGUCCUGUUCCUUCAUUUCAAUUGAGACCUUCGCCUGUCGGCAUUGCUUCUCUUAGA
Molecule: messenger RNA, 917 nt
Organism: Physcomitrium patens
Lineage: Eukaryota; Viridiplantae; Streptophyta; Bryopsida; Funariales; Funariaceae
Product: photosystem I reaction center subunit II
Biological process (GO): photosynthesis
Cellular component (GO): photosystem I reaction center; photosystem I
Source: RefSeq, a predicted model, not a curated record